AUGAGAAUUCCGAUUCAACCCUACGAUGAAGAUAAAGCCUUUACUUCCUCGCCGGAAUCUUCACCACCUCGUAUGAUAAAAGCAAAAUCAUCGGCCUCGGAAGUAGACGAUACGGCGCUAGUUCUCAUGGUGGCUAGCGUGAAUCAAUCAAAAUCGAAGGUAUUUAACCCGAGUCAACACGUCGUCUUGUUUAACCCUACCCAUGAACAGAUGUGGCCUCCAAUUUAUGGCCUCGUGCAUCUGUAUGCUAAAGACGGGAUAUCUCAAGGGAUGCAAAAUCACAAGCCCAAGGGUGUGGAGAAGAGUGUUUUGUUUAAAGAAGAGAGUGAUUUCUCUGCUGAUAUGAAAGAAUCUGAGAAAAAGGCUCUGAGCAAUCUUAAGUCUAAGCUUGAGGAAGCUAUUGUUGAAAACACUCUCUUAAAGACGAAGAAGAAGGAGAGCUCUCCUGUGAAGGAGAAGAAGGAAGAGGUGGUGAAACAUGAAGCUGAGAUUGAGAAGAAGAAGGAAGAAGCAUGGGAAAAGGUUGAAGAAGAGAAGAAAUAUGAGGCUGUUGUUACCAAAGAAGCAGCGAAAGAUGAGACUGUUGUUGAGAGGGUAGAAGAAGAAGACAAUAAGGAAUACGAAGAGAAGAACAAAGAGAAGUUCUUGAGAUGGAGGUUUCAGCUGAUGGAGGCAGGAAUCCAGAAGUUUAAUCCUAAACCAGGAGGUGUUACUUCCGAUGAGGAUUUGAAGUACGUCAAAGAGAACACUGAAUAUGCCCGAUUUGUCUCUCGACUUGACACCGUCGCUAUCAAUAAGCAAUGCGGUGGUAGAGUAAAGACAGUGGAGGAUAAGUAUGAAGAAGAAAGAUCAAAGAAGAAGACACUUCUGGAAGAUACAAGAAAUGGCGAAUUUCUUGUAGAUCAUGUUGAUGUGCUUCCUGUCAAGACAUUGGAUGGAAAAAUCCACUAUCGAACAGAGUCAAAGAAGUCAAAACUAGCUGAAGCCGACACAAAUGAAGCAGAGAAGGAUAGGAAGAAACUCCCCAAGCCGCAAUUCUGGCUGAAGUGA
Molecule: messenger RNA, 1050 nt
Organism: Arabidopsis lyrata subsp. lyrata
Lineage: Eukaryota; Viridiplantae; Streptophyta; Magnoliopsida; Brassicales; Brassicaceae
Product: patellin-4-like
Exons: 2
Coding region: 1-1050 (349 amino acids)
Source: RefSeq, a predicted model, not a curated record